Mollisia scopiformis is the source of this 1338-nucleotide messenger RNA. RefSeq names its product AAT-domain-containing protein. The transcript has 2 exons. The record is from RefSeq and is a predicted model, not a curated record. Bases 227 to 1264 code for a protein of 345 amino acids. Lineage: Eukaryota; Fungi; Ascomycota; Leotiomycetes; Helotiales; Mollisiaceae.
UUGCGAUUUGAUCUAUGGUCAGCCUCGUCAAUUUUCGUUCUGGUCGAUGAUGAAAGUGGGGUGAAUCUCUUAGUCAAAGGUGGGGUAGCAACGCGUCUCGUCCGAGUCGUCCGACACCUUUCUGCUUUCCUCGCAUAUACAGGUCAGGUUCGAGUAUUAUAAAUACUAAAUUGACUGCAAGUCUUAUUUCUUUUGACUAAAUAUCUUCAAAGUCACAACAACCAAAAUGCUAGAAGUAAUCAGCACCGGCACACCCCAUCAAAUCGGGCUCUCCCACGGCUCAACCGCCAGCAAGGAAAUAUCCCGCUCAAUAAUCUUCUACCAAAACCUCUUUGCCGCAAAAUGCCACAUGGAUUGGGAAACUGUAAAGUCAUUUGUGCUGAAAUACCACCCAUAUUUAUCCUCCGACUGGAAAGACUAUGUUGAAGAAAUGGAAGGCGUGGCUAAAGGAGCUGGAGUCACUUAUGCGGAUAUCCUGGCCCUUAAUGUGAGGACUGAGAUUGCCUUUGGGGCGUUCGCUGAUGGAUGUACGGCUUUGAGUUGGAGGGGAGGGGAGAGCUCUGUUUUGGCGCAGAAUUGGGAUUGGAAUACUGAGCAAUCUGAAAACCUCAUCUCUCUGAAAAUCAAGAAAGAGAAUGGAUUGAUUAUCCAAAUGAUCACAGAAGCAGGAAUCAUUGGCAAGAUUGGAAUGAACUCCAAUGGCGUGGGAUGUACGCUCAAUGCUCUGAAAGCAAAGGGUGUCUCGUUUACCAAAUUACCUUGCCAUCUUGCGUUACGGACUGUGAUGGAAAGCCAAUCUCGAGAAGCAGCUAUUGCUACCUUGGAGAAAGCAGGUGUAGCGAGUGCUUGUCAUAUUCUUGUUGCAGACGUUACAGGUGGUACGGGACUGGAAUGCAGCAGUGAAGAUGUGGUUCAAAUUCCCAUGAACAAAGAAGGGAUUGUUACACAUACAAAUCACUGUAUUGUUCCUCAUGUUGAAGGCUUUGUAGAGGAGCCAGACUGGUUGCCUGAUACAAGAUACAGGCUGAGGAGGAUCAAUGAGUUGUUGAAUGCUGCCAAGGAAGAAGAGCCAAGUGUGGAUGUUGUUGAUAAGAUGCUUUGUGAUGAAGUAGAAGGGGAAGGGGCAUCCAUUUGUCGAUUUGAGGGUAAGGAUAGAUUGGCUACUUUAUUCAGCAUUGCCAUGGAUUUGAAGAACAAGAGGGCUAAGAUUAGUGUGGGGCGGCCAGCUGCACCAAGAGAGAAGCUGGUGUUUAACCUGGCUUGAAGAGAAUUGAGUAUAUUGGUAAUAACAAAAACGAUUGCCGUAGCAUUGUGGCAAGAUGCUGUGCCUCCAGGCAU